CAGAAGCCGGAAGUAACGAGGGAGUGGAACUUCUUGAUAUAUUAGAUAGCUAAUGUUCGAUUAAAUGUAUCCGAGGCUAACGUUAAUGUUGCGGCAGUUAACUAUAAAAUGAACGUUAGCUUAUGAUAGCUAGUUUUACUAGCUAACACGCCAGUUCAUUUAAAAAACGCGUCACAGAGUCCCUGUCAGACCAGAUCUGCACCUCUUUGCCAGACCUCUGUUGAUAUGGCCACCCACCGAACGCACUUCAGCUGCUCAUUGCAGGAGCUGCGCUCCCUCAUGGAGCUAAGAGGAGAAGAGUCAGUGACCAGGAUCAAGGAGAAAUACGGAGAUGUUAACGUACUGUGUGCCAGGCUAAGAACGUCACCUGUUAAAGGUUUAGAUGGAACAUCGGAGGACAUCGUCAGAAGGAGAGAAGAGUUUGGCCAGAACUUCAUCCCUCCACAAAAACCUAAAACAUUUGUGGAGCUAGUGUGGGAAGCACUGCAGGAUGUCACCCUGAUCAUCCUGAUGCUGGCAGCCAUCUUUUCACUGGCCCUGUCGUUCAACCACCCGCCCACGCAUAUACGACAAAACUGUGGCAAAGCGUCUGGUGGCGUGGAGGAUGAAGGUGAGGCAGCAGCUGGAUGGAUCGAAGGCGCUGCCAUCCUGCUGUCGGUGGUCUGCGUGGUCCUGGUGACAGCCUUUAACGACUGGAGCAAAGAGAAGCAGUUCCGCGGCCUCCAGAACCGCAUAGAGCAGGAUCAGAAGUUCACAGUUAUCCGAGGGGGGCAGGUGAUCCAGAUCAAAGUGUCCGAUAUUGUCGUUGGAGACAUUGCGCAAGCCAAAUACGGUGACCUCCUCCCUGCUGAUGGCAUCCUAAUUCAGGCCAAUGAUUUGAAGAUUGAUGAGAGCUCUCUGACUGGAGAGUCGGAUCACGUCAAGAAGAGUGUCAACAAAGACCCCAUGUUGCUGUCAGGCACCCAUGUGAUGGAGGGCUCUGGCAAGUUGUUGGUCACCGCUGUAGGUGUGAACUCUCAGACAGGAAUCAUCUUAACACUGCUUGCUGCUUGUGGAGAUGAGAAGAAUGACAAAACAAAAAAAACCCAGGUUGCACCCAUGGUAGAGAUGCAACCGCUUAACGAGGAGAAAGAACCAGACAAGAAGACGACGCCACCAAAGAAGGAGAAGUCUGUUCUUCAGGGGAAGCUGUGCAAAAUGGCUAUGCAGAUCGGCAAAGCAGGUCUGAUCGUUGCAUCUCUCACUGUUGCCAUCCUCAUCAUUCGCUUCCUGAUCGAUACCUUCUUGAUUGAGAGGGUCCUCUGGUCCAACAAUUGUCUGCCCAUCUAUGGGCAGUUCUUGGUCAAGUUCUUCAUCAUCGGCGUGACGGUGCUGGUGGUGGCAGUGCCUGAAGGUCUUCCUCUGGCCGUCACCAUCUCCCUGGCCUAUUCAGUCAAGAAAAUGAUGAAGGACAACAAUUUGGUUCGCCACCUGGAUGCCUGUGAGACGAUGGGCAACGCCACGGCCAUCUGCUCUGACAAGACGGGCACGCUCACUAUGAACCGCAUGACGGUGGUGCAGACAUACAUUGCUGGACACUACUACGAGAAGUUGCCAAAGCCGGACCAGAUCCCUGCCCUGAUCCUGGACCUGCUUGUCCAGGGCAUCGGGGUCAACUGCGCCUAUACCAGCAAGAUUAUGCCACCAGAGAAGGAGGGCGGGCUGGCUCGCCAGGUAGGAAACAAGACGGAAUGUGCUCUACUGGGAUUUUGCCUCAACCUGCACCGAGACUACCAGACCGUCCGCAGCAAAAUUCCAGAAGAGAAGCUGUUCAAGGUCUACACCUUCAACUCUGCGAGGAAGUCCAUGAGCACCGUGCUAAAGAACCAUGAUGGCAGCUAUCGAAUGUACACCAAGGGGGCUUCUGAGAUCCUGCUCAGGAAGUGCUGUGAGAUCCUGGUAGAGCCCGGCAAGGCCAAAGCCUUCAAACGUCAGGACCAAGAAAACCUGGUGAAGAAGGUGGUUGAGUCGAUGGCGUCAGAGGGCCUAAGGACCAUCUGCCUCGCCUACAGGGACUUUCCUACCUCUGACGGAGAGCCUAACUGGGAAGACGAGGUCGGCAUCCUCACCAACCUAACCUGUAUUGCACUGGUUGGCAUUGAGGAUCCUGUACGACCUGAGGUACCAGAAGCCAUCAGACAGUGCCAGCGGGCUGGGAUCACUGUCCGCAUGGUGACCGGAGACAAUAUCGAUACUGCCCGGGCCAUCGCCAUCAAAUGUGGCAUCUUGCAACCUGGAGACAACUUCCUGUGUAUGGUGGGCAAAGAGUUCAACCAACGGAUCCAGAACAGCCGGGGAGAGAUUGAGCAGGAGCGUAUUGAUAAGAUUUGGCCAAAUUUGAGAGUCCUCGCCAGAUCAUCUCCAACGGACAAACACACUCUGGUCAAAGGUAUGAUCGACAGCACCGUGCUGGAGCAGAGGCAGGUUGUUGCGGUAACUGGAGACGGAACAAACGACGGCCCCGCCCUCAAGAAAGCAGAUGUUGGCUUCGCCAUGGGCAUUGCAGGGACGGAUGUGGCAAAGGAGGCUUCUGACAUCAUCCUGACAGACGAUAACUUCCGAAGCAUCGUGAAGGCUGUGAUGUGGGGCAGAAACGUCUACGACAGCAUUGCCAAGUUCCUGCAGUUCCAGCUCACAGUCAAUGUGGUCGCCGUCAUCGUGGCCUUCAUGGGAGCCUGCAUCACCCAGGACUCUCCUCUGAAAGCUGUGCAGAUGUUGUGGGUCAACCUCAUCAUGGACACCUUCGCUGCACUGGCUCUCGCCACCGAGCAGCCAACCGAGGAGCUGCUGCUCAGGAAACCGUACGGUCGCGACAAGGCGCUCAUUUCCCGCACCAUGAUGAAGAACAUCCUGGGACACGCCGUCUACCAGCUAGCCGUAAUCUUCACCUUGCUCUUCUAUGGUGAGAAGCUGUUUGACGUUGACAGUGGCAGGGACGCCCCCAUCCACGCCCCGUCCUCUGAGCACUACACCAUCGUGUUCAACGUGUUCGUUCUGAUGCAGAUCUUCAACGAGAUCAAUGCCCGCAAGAUUCACGGCGAGAGGAAUGUGUUUGAGGGCAUCUUCAACAACGUCAUCUUCUGCUCUAUCCUCGUGGGAACCUUUGUCGUACAGAUCAUCAUUAUUCAGUUUGGUGGUAAACCAUUCAGCUGUGUUUGUCUGGCCAUCGAUCAGUGGCUAUGGUGUGUCUUCCUGGGUUUCGGCAGCCUCUUGUGGGGACAGCUGGUAACCAGUUUCCCCACUAGCUGGCUGAAGUUCCUGAGGCUGCCAGGUCAAGGCACGCAGCAGGAGAAGAUCCCUGAGGGCGGGCUGGAUGAGACCAAGACUCAGGAAGAGAUCGACCACGCUGAGAAGGAGCAAAUUAACAGAAAGAGGUGGCUCCGCAGCUACAACCGCAUUUUGACGCAGACUCGUGUAGUGGAUGCCUUCAGAGGUCCGGAGAAACCUGAGUCUCGCAACUCCAUCCACAGCUUCAAGAGCAGCCGGGAGUCCUGCAUGGAGGACUCGGUUGCUCAGGUCCCCCUGAUCGACGAAGAUGAUGCUGCUAACAAUGAAGUGGUGUUAUGAAUGGCCAAACACACGUGUGAGCCUCCUUGGAUCCCCUCAGCUUGAGCUCAGAGAGACAGAGGGGCGAGAAGAGAUUCAAAAUAUUUUACGUUAAUGACUUGCAUUUUGUAAAUUGAUCAGUUCCUGUAAAUGACUUGCUUUCGUUGAGUUGAAGUCACAGCAUGGAGAUGCAAUUAACCUUCUUGUAGUUGUAAAUGUCGUAGCUGGACUUAAAGUUCUUGUUUUGUUUUGUUAUUUUGGCAUUUCUGUGACCUCUACUAAGGGUACACUUAACUUUGUAUACAAAAAGGGUUUGCCUAAAUUUGGGGGGGAAAUGCUAAGUUGAUAGUUUUGUGUUAAACUGACAGAAAAAGUCACAGGGUGGUGAUUAACUUUCUUGUAGUUGUAAAAGAGCUGAGACCCAUGGGUAUUAAAUGUAAUAGCUGGCCUUGAAGUUUUUUUUUUAUGGUCACUGUUGGGAAUAACCCAUAAAAAGCUCAGAUUUAAAUGUUACGGAUGGCAUUUUAGAUAAAAUAAUUAACUGUAACAUUGAAACCCUUGAAUAUCCUCAAUAAUAUGAACUGUGAUACUUUUAGUUUUGUUACCAUCUUUUAAAAUAAAAGCAAACUUUCAAACAGGAAGACCCGCUGAUGAUUGGAAAACAGGAAAAAUAAAU
Perca fluviatilis (European perch) is the source of this 4261-nucleotide messenger RNA. Its product is annotated as plasma membrane calcium-transporting ATPase 2-like. The record is from RefSeq and is a predicted model, not a curated record. NCBI's taxonomy places the organism in Eukaryota, Metazoa, Chordata, Actinopteri, Perciformes, Percidae. Gene Ontology annotation, molecular function: PDZ domain binding; ATP hydrolysis activity; ATP binding. Bases 226 to 3606 code for a protein of 1126 amino acids. Gene Ontology annotation, biological process: regulation of cytosolic calcium ion concentration; calcium ion transmembrane transport. The transcript is spliced from 21 exons. Gene Ontology annotation, cellular component: membrane; intracellular membrane-bounded organelle.